CGUUCAUCAUCAGUCAGCCAGUACCUGACUUCAGCCGCGGUCAGGCCAAGUUCCUCGAGUGACCGUUUUUCCCGUCAGUGAUUAGCUGAGUUUUGACCACGCAAGGUGGUGGUGUUUAUUUAGAGUUCUUUUUCAUUUCUUGUGCUCUCCCUAUAGCAGUAAUACGGUGGAAGUGUGUGUUGGAAUUUGAACCGUGUCAAAAGUGGGUACAUUAUUCCCGAAGAGUCGCAAAAUAUUUUAUUUUGGAUUUGGAUCCUGUACUAUAUUUUUACAGGCAAUUCGGCGAUAAAAGUGAACAGGUUUGGAGUUAAUUUUGAUCGGUAUUGCUGAGAUGUUUUCUGUUGCAUUCCAGUUGGAAAAACUUUGCGCAAAUUUAAUUAAGAAGUAGGACUCGUGAUCAAUAGCAUGAAAAUAUUUCGAGCUGGAAGAAACCCUUCGCUCGAGUACAGUUUCAUGUAGUGCAUUUGGAGAUUGUGUCCAAUCGAAACGGGAGUGAAGGAAUUUCGCUUGAACGGUUACAUAAAGGAACGCACUUUUACUCUUUGAAGGCAUUCCCCGGCACAUCAGUUCUGCAGUGGCAAAAACCAACCCUGCAAGCAAGAAGCAGUAAUUUCUGUCGUCGUGGUUGCGGAAUUUUCCUGAAUGUGUGCGCAAGCAAGAGCCUGAUAUUGUUGGGUCAUCAUCAACGAAUAAAACUCGUCUUUGAAGCAAAGGGAGAACAAAAAUAAUUAAAACGUCAUCCAUUUUGACGUUUAGCCUGAAGGGAAUCAACAGUACGGAUUACUAAUGCGGUUCGCGAAAAAAUACUAUUUGAAUCGAAGUUUUUAGUGAGACAAGUGAGUGAGAGAAGCGCGAAUUAAAAGUUUAUAAUUAUUACGUUUUACGUCUCCGGAAAGUGUAAUAGUUGGUGAUUUUUUUGUGUUAAAACGAGCCUAACAGCAACCAAGAAGCGAUAAAGGCAAAUGUUUGCAAUUUGAAAUAUUUCUUACAAAACAAUUCUCUAGUAAUCUUCUGAGUGAAAAGGAUUAUUUAUAGUUGACGCACACAUUUUGCGGAGAAAAAGAUUAAUAGACUAACAACGAAAGUUUGUGUCUCCGAAGAGCACGGUUAUGUAGAUCAUAAUGGAUGUUAGUGACGACUAGAGAUACUUUUCCGUUUACGCGCGGCCACACCAGUAACAGAGUUUCAACAGGUGGGACUCAAGAACCCAUCAGUGUUCGAAUAUCGGAUACGACCAGUCUAGCUAGCGUUGGAGAGUAGUAAGCCCCGCCAUAAGCGGAUUGAGGGCAGCCAUUUUGCCACCAUUUACAAUAAUUUAUCACAAUUCACCACGACGCAAUGUCACAUCACAGCGAUGAUCAGCUGCUGCAGGCUGGUAGCGAUUCGUUCUGGGAACCAGGCAAUUACAAACGAACCACCAAGCGGAUAGAGGAUGGCUACAGAUUGUGCGCAGACCUACAAACGCUGAUACAAGAGCGAGCUGAAAUCGAAAAAGGAUAUGCUAAAAGUCUGAAAACCUGGUCGAAAAAAUGGGCUGAGUUGAUUGAAAAAGGACCCGAGUAUGGCACAACUGAGGCAGCAUGGAAAGGUAUCCUAACGGAGGCAGACCGACUUUCGGACGUGCACCUGAAAGUCAAGGAAAAUCUCUGUACUGACGUGAUGCAUCAGAUUAAAGCGUGGCAAAAGGAUAAUUAUCAUAAGACAAUGAUACAAAUCAAGGAAAGGAAGGAGAUGGAAGACCAAUUCAAAAAGGCACAGAAACCUUGGGCAAAACAUUUGGCAAAGGUGGAAAAAUGUAAAGCCGACUACCACGCCGCCUGUAAAACGGAACGAUCUGCCACGAAUCAGGAAAAGAAUGCUACGAGCGAUUCUUCACUUUCCAACGAUCAGCCGUUACAGUUGAAGAAGAUGCAAGACCGCACCAUGCGUACCAAGGAGGAAGUAAGCAAAUGUCGAGAGCGAUACGAGAGCGCUCUGCAGGAGAUCAACAAAUACAACCCUAUAUACAUUGAGGAUAUGACCUCGGUGUUUAGUAAGUGCCAAGAAAUGGAAGAGACUAGGUUACGCUUCUUCAAGAACGUGCUCUUCUCGAUACAUAAGUGUUUGAACUUCUCCGAAGAUCCCAGCCUGCCGCAGAUCUAUAAGGAAUUCCAUCAUACCAUCAACAAUGCAGACCACCAGAAGGAUCUGAAAUGGUGGUCCAAUAAUCAUGGUGUCAAUAUGGGUAUGAGUUGGCCCACGUUUGUGGAGUACACCGAAGAAUUCCGCGACAUAGCAAAGGGGAUCAAAUCGAAAGAAGCUUUACCCGCUGCGCCGAUCACGCUCAUACAUCAGCGACCCGUUGCCGAAGAUUUGCAUGAGUACCCGCCUCCAUCUAGCAACAACAACAAGAACAGCAUGAACCGUACCUCGGCAUCCCUCAGUAUUAGCAAUGCGAACAACAGUAACUCGCAACGGGCCACAACCCCAAGUCAGGAAUCACCCAAGUCGGAGAAUGCAUCGAUCAAGAACAGUGAUGCAGUGACAACACCGACGCGGAUUUCCCCCGGACGAGGUGCCACUGGAGCUGCAGUUGUGACUAAUGGUACCAACGGUAACGGUAAGGCUGGUGAUGCACACAACCCGUUUGACGAAGAGGAAGAAUGGGAUGAAGGAGAUGGCAACGAUAAUAUACUGGUGGACAACGGUGAGCCUGGCGUCCCGGUGAAGGCACUGUACGAUUAUGAGGGUGCGGAAAGUGACGAGCUUACGUUUAAAAUGGGUGACAUCUUCGACAAACUGGAAGACGAGGACGAGCAAGGUUGGUGCAAAGGUCGAAAAGACGGACGUGUUGGGCUGUAUCCGGCUAACUAUGUUGAACUGGUACCAGCGUAAAAGGUUCUAUUCCGAUAGCGUAUAUGUUUGACCCUAGUUCAACGGAAGGGAUGGUUGCAGAGAAUUGUAAGAUAUGAGGAGAUCGGUCGCAAACGCAAGCAGCAAACGCAAGAGAUUUGGUUCGUUGUUUAUAUUUUUUUAAAUUUCACGUUUACCAUUAAUUAUCACCUAUCGAACUAUUACACGAAACCAGUCACAGCAGAUCGUUGAGUCAUGAUGUUAUCUUUUCUUUUUGAGAGAGAAAUAAAUUUAGAACAUUUUUUGUUUUUAGUUCCAAAGUACUCGAUUUGUAGGCUGAAAAUUCUACAUUAAGGGUAGCUGCUGAAGUUGAGCCCAGCACAAGCGUUUGUCCGGACAGGUUGCAAUCAGUCUUCUACGCGAGAUACGAGUUUUUUGAAUGUUAGCGAAACAGUGUAAUGUUUUUAUUCGUAGUUACUUCCCGAUAUGGUUUGUUUUUUAGCCCUAUCCGUUUGUUUUCGUAAUAUGUUACAAAUACGAGUGUUCCCAAGGAAAAAAUUCUAUAUUAGGCUUUGGGGUUCUAUUGAAAACAUUUUGUUAUUUAUCUCUCCGGAAGUCGCGUCGACACUUAGAAGGUUUGAAGCUCUAACACGCUACGCUACUUCCGAAGAAGUAAGGAAAUUGAGCUGUUAAUCCAGUGGCGUGAAGUAUAGAAUUCUACAGCUUACUUUAUAAAGCCUAAAAAGCCAUAACUCAGGCUAUUCUAAUCUAGAAUAGUUUCAAUGAACAAUAUACUCUUAAUAGCGUCACUGGCGGUCGUAGAGUUUGUUAUCUUCCACGAGAAAAAGAAAAUAGAUGUGUAAUGAAUCAUUGAAAUUAUUCGUAGUUUAAAAUACGCUGUUCGAAUAUUUGACGCAGAAACAGUUUUGAACGUUUGUCGAAUGUCAUACGAUUAUUCCUGAGAUAGAUCGACAUUUGUUGAUGUAUGUAUUGUACGAACUACUAGCUCUAUGGGAUUCUUGGAUCAUUUACUAAGACGUAGAGUAUUCUAAGGCAGUUCGAACCGAUAUUAAGCUCAUAUACAUAUACAUACCUUAGCUAGAUACUGACUGAACCUUUUGUGCGAAUGAGGGAUGGUGGUCCUAACACAAGAGCGUUGGAUACACAUAGUCAAGUUUGUUAAACUAUAGUAAAAAGAAUUUAAUGAUAAAAAAUGAUAGAAUCAAAAACAAAAUGUUUAAGCUAAGCUGCAUUUAUUCAUAGGACAGAUUCAGAUUUGCGUAUAAAGCGAAAUUAUUUCUUUUUUUUAUUUACUAUGGAUUAUACUUGAAAAUCCCAACAUUACCGAAAAAGUAGGAAAACAUUCAAAGGUUUCUUACCUAAAAUGCAUUUCUAGAGCUUGGCAAAUUCAGAAAUCCGCUAUCCAGUAUUUAAACUUAUUUUCGUUAUUGCAUGUAUUGAAACCUUUGUUAGACUUCUGUUUAAACCUCUAUAUACACCCGAAUACAAAUAAAACUCAAUAGUCGAUUUCUAACAAAAUUUAAACAAAGCCACAAAUUGAAAAAUGCCAAAAAUAUGGGACUAAUUUGUUACAAAGCUAAACAAAGUAUCUUUACAAGCAACAGAAACCACCAUCGAAAUGAUGUUGUAUAUUAGAUACACCGGAAGGAAGUGUAUAGAUGUAUCGUAGAGUCAGCACAUACAUUUCUAGAGUUAUACCGUACAAGGUAUCAUCGAAGAUUAUACAAAAAAACUAGCAGAGUUUCAAUAUUUUUCGACCGACACACUGGAUGGAAAAUAAGUGAUUUACAUAGUCGAUUUUGGUUUCGUUUCUUCGACAAGCAAUGGACAAAAGUGGUAGGAAACAAGUACAGCUAGUUUAUUACAAUGUUGUGAAAGCUGACAUCAAAGCAAGCGGCAGCAACGCGAUCGAUAUCGUAAUUGCAGGGGCAUUGUUGGAACAUUUGUCUGGCUCACUGAAAAUUUAAUCAAAACAUAUUGUUACUAGUGGAAGUGGAGCACGUUUGCAAAUGUGUUGAGAAUACGAAAAAAAAGUUGUGGAAAUCUUUCGCUAGAAUGAUGAAAAGUUGUGUACCAUACUAAGUUUUGAAGAUAUAUGCUAAGGAAAGAAGAAAAAACGAUAAGUUUAAGUAGAUGAUAGAAGAUUUAAGUUAUUUAUAUAUAAUUAGUAAAGUUAA
Molecule: messenger RNA, 5030 nt
Organism: Topomyia yanbarensis
Lineage: Eukaryota; Metazoa; Arthropoda; Insecta; Diptera; Culicidae
Gene: Synd
Product: protein kinase C and casein kinase substrate in neurons protein 1
Exons: 11
Coding region: 1339-2874 (511 amino acids)
Biological process (GO): regulation of endocytosis; cytoskeleton organization; plasma membrane tubulation
Cellular component (GO): endosome; plasma membrane; cytoplasm
Molecular function (GO): protein binding; phospholipid binding
Source: RefSeq, a predicted model, not a curated record